Messenger RNA from Cotesia congregata, 1521 nucleotides. Lineage: Eukaryota; Metazoa; Arthropoda; Insecta; Hymenoptera; Braconidae. The record is from the annotation of a GenBank genome assembly.
AUGAAGAUGGCUGCGGAGGUGAGGUGGCCAGUGUUGUUUUAUUUAUUAAUUAUUGUUAACUAUUUAAAUGCUAGUGAUGUGCAUAAAAAAUUCGAGUAUAAGUACUCCUUCAAGCCGCCUUACUUAGCGCAAAAAGACGGAAGUGUACCGUUCUGGAAUUACGGAGGCAAUGUAAUUGCCAGCUCGGAAAAAGUCAGGUUAGCGCCGUCACUUAGGAGUCAGAAAGGAGCAAUAUGGACCAAGCAGCAGGUAGAUUUCGAUUGGUGGGAAGUAGAUUUGAAAUUCAACAUCAAUGGACGAGGAAGAAUCGGAGCUGAUGGUCUAGCUUUUUGGUACACCACUCAACCAGGAAGCUUCGAUGGUCCUGUUUUUGGUAGUUCCGACAUGUGGAAUGGUCUUGGUAUAUUCUUCGACUCCUUUGAUAAUGACAAUAAGCACAACAACCCUUACAUUAUGGCGAUUGUUAACGAUGGGACCAAAGUUUUUGAUCACGCCAAUGAUGGAACAACACAAAUGUCUGCUGGUUGUCUGAGAGAUUUUCGUAAUAAAUUGUUCCCAACUCAAGCUAAAAUUGAGUACUAUCAAAAUACUCUAACGCUGCUGUUUCACAACGGAAUGACAAGCAGUCCAGACGAAUUCGAGCUGUGUUUCCGGGUAGAAAACAUUUUCUUGCCGAAAGGAGCUUACUUCGGAGUAUCAGCAGCCACUGGAGGACUUGCUGAUGAUCACGACGUCAUGCAUUUCUUGACGACGUCUCUCCAUCCACCUGGACAAAUCCAGCUUGAUCAAACCAGAACUGUGUCCAAUGAAGAUCAGGCUAAGAUCAGCCAAGAAUAUCAGGAUUACCAGAAGAAAUUGGAUCAACAAAAAGAAGACUAUCGCAAAGAACACCCCGAUAAGCGCCGUGAAAAGGAAGAAUUCGACGACUGGUUCGAAUCCGACAGCCAGCGCGAGCUUCGUCAAAUCUUCACCGGGCAGAGCCACAUGUUCGAAAUCCUCCGCGAGUUGCACAAAAAACUAGACGAGACGAUCGGUAAACAAGAGCGCACACUCUCUCUGAUUUCCCAACUGCAGGUCGGCGGCGUCCAGACCGGCGGUGGUGGCCAACCUGUCCAAUUGAUAGACACAAUCCGCAGGCAAGAGGUAGACGCGGUGCUCAGCAACCAGAACAUAAUCCUGAACACCGCUCGUGAGAUAAAAUCCUUUGUUGGAGAGGUUAAUUCUAAAGCGGAGUCAAUUUUGACGAACCAGGCCCGCGGACCUACUGCCCAAGUCCAGCCCAUCGGCUACGACUACCAAUCACUGAUCUCGGAAAUGCGCGACGGACUUAACCAGGUCAAGCGCGACAUUGCUCAGACCUACAACAAAUUGACUGCAGCGCCACCUGCGACCUCUUGUCCCACGGGUAAUUGUCUCACCACAACCAUGUUCAUUGUUUUUGUCGUUAUUCAAUUGUUCAUCCUUCUCGGGUACAGCAUGUACCGCGAUAGCAAAGAAGCGCAAGCUAAAAAAUUCUAUUAA